UCCGGAUGUUGCGUGACGCAGUGAGUCGCGCAGCCGCAGAGGAGCGGGCAGAGGGAGGUCGAGCGCUCUCAGGUUGGCUGACCCGGAGGGGAGCCCCCGUGGUAGAGGGGACCGGAGCUGAGCAUUUCAGAUCUGCUUAGUGAACCGGUAUAUCACCCACCAUGCUGGCUGCAAGGCUUGUGUGUCUCCGGACACUGCCUUCCAGGGUUUUCCAGCCCACUUUCACCAAGACCUCCCCACUCAUAAAGAAUUCCAUCACGAAGAAUCAAUGGCUCUUAACACCCACCAGGGAAUACGCUGCCAAGACAAGAGUUAGGAUCCACCGUGGGAAAACUGGCCAAGAAUUGAAAGAGGCAGCUUUGGAACCAUCAAUGGAAAAAAUCUUUAAAAUUGAUCAGAUGGGAAGGUGGUUUGUUGCUGGAGGAGCAGCUGUUGGUCUUGGAGCGCUGUGCUACUAUGGCUUAGGAAUGUCUAAUGAGAUUGGAGCUAUCGAAAAGGCUGUAAUUUGGCCUCAGUAUGUGAAGGAUAGAAUUCAUUCUACUUACAUGUACUUAACAGGAAGUAUUGGUUUAACAGCUUUGUCUGCCAUGGCAGUAGCCAGAACACCUGCUCUCAUGAACUUCAUGAUGAGAGGCUCUUGGGUGACAAUUGGUGCAACCUUUGCAGCCAUGAUUGGAGCUGGAAUGCUGGUACAGUCAAUACCAUAUGAUCAGAGCCCAGGGCCAAAGCAUCUGGCUUGGAUGCUUCAUUCUGGUGUGAUGGGUGCAGUGGUGGCUCCUCUGACGAUCUUGGGGGGGCCUCUUCUCUUGAGAGCUGCAUGGUACACUGCUGGUAUUGUGGGCGGCCUCUCGACUGUGGCCAUGUGCGCACCCAGUGAGAAGUUUCUGAACAUGGGAGCACCCCUGGGAGUGGGCCUAGGCGUUGUCUUUGUGUCUUCACUGGGAUCUAUGUUUCUUCCCCCUACCACAGUGGCUGGUGCCACUCUGUAUUCAGUGGCAAUGUAUGGUGGAUUAGUUCUUUUCAGUAUGUUCCUUCUAUAUGAUACUCAGAAAGUAAUCAAACGUGCAGAACUAACACCAAUGUAUGGAGUUCAAAAGUAUGAUCCCAUCAAUUCGAUGUUGAGAAUCUACAUGGAUACAUUAAAUAUAUUUAUGCGAGUUGCAACUAUGCUAGCAACUGGAAGCAACAGAAAGAAAUGAAGUGGCCACCUCUGGUGUCUCUGCUCACUCAUGCUUGUUAAUAGGAGCAGAUAGUCAUUAAAGUUUGCGCUAGCAAAACUCCUUUGUAGAAGAUAAACUGUCAGCAUGUGUAAAGUGUUCAGUA
This is a messenger RNA of Alexandromys fortis (reed vole), 1323 nucleotides long. RefSeq names its product growth hormone inducible transmembrane protein (gene Ghitm). The record is from RefSeq and is a predicted model, not a curated record. Lineage: Eukaryota; Metazoa; Chordata; Mammalia; Rodentia; Cricetidae. The coding region runs from base 162 to 1199 and encodes 345 amino acids. The transcript is spliced from 9 exons. Gene Ontology annotation, cellular component: mitochondrial inner membrane.